This is a messenger RNA of Pseudophryne corroboree (corroboree frog), 588 nucleotides long. RefSeq names its product olfactory receptor 5V1-like. NCBI's taxonomy places the organism in Eukaryota, Metazoa, Chordata, Amphibia, Anura, Myobatrachidae. Gene Ontology annotation, cellular component: membrane. Gene Ontology annotation, biological process: G protein-coupled receptor signaling pathway. Gene Ontology annotation, molecular function: odorant binding; olfactory receptor activity. Bases 1 to 588 code for a protein of 195 amino acids. The record is from RefSeq and is a predicted model, not a curated record. The transcript has a single exon.
AUGGGCUUUGACAGAUAUAUGGCUAUUUGUAACCCAAUGCACUACACCACCAUCAUGAAUAAACAAAGGUGUCUCCAAUUAGCCAUAGGUCUCUGGCUCAUUGGUUUCAUAACCUCAGUUAUACAUACCGUUUUUACUGCCAAAUUGCAAUAUUGUGAUUCACACAGGAUCUCUCAUUUCUUCUGUGAUAUCCCACCGAUGCUCAAGCUUUCAUGCUCUGAUACUUUCUUAAAUAAUAUAAUCGUCCUCACAGCUGGAGGAUUUUUAGGCUUGAGCUCCUUUGUGUUAACUGUGGUCUCCUAUGUCCAUAUAAUCUCAGCUGUCCUGAAAAUCCAGACAAAGGUGGGUAAAAGCAGAGCAUUUUCCACGUGUGCUUCCCACCUGAUCGUUGUCAUCAUCUUCUUUGGGAGUAUCAGCUUCAUGUACAUGAGGCCAACAUCUAGCUACUCACUGGACCAAGACCAAUUAGUAUCUCUUCUCUAUGCCGUAGUGACCCCUGCACUGAACCCAAUUAUCUAUACACUAAGAAAUAAAGAGGUGAAGAUAGCACUAAAAAAGACAAUAAAUAAAAUGUUAUUUGCAAAAUAA